CUUCAUGCUUGAAGGACGAAAGGUGUGCGGAAAGGAUGGAAAGUAAACAGGUGCUGAAUGUCGAGCGUGUGCAAGCUCUGCAAAAGUGGCUUAGAACAAGCAACACGAAGCUCACCCAAGUUAACGGCCAGCGAAAGUAUGGAGGACCACCUGAAGUGUGGGAUGGUCCUACCCCAGGACCAAACUGUGAGGUUUUCAUCAACCACAUCCCACGGGACACCUACGAGGACAUGCUGAUCCCCCUCUUCAGCACUGUGGGACCACUGUGGGAGUUUCGCCUUAUGAUGAACUUCAGCGGGCAAAACCGUGGAUUUGCCUAUGCCAAAUAUGGCACCGCAGGUGUAGCGAAAAAUGCCAUACAGCAGCUCCACGGUCACAUGCUGGAGCCCGGCAUGCAUAUAAGUGUCUGCCGGAGCACCGAGAAGAAGCACCUCUGCAUCACAAAUCUGCCGGCCACCACCAAGCCAGAUGAGCUUCUUCAGGUGCUGUGUGGGCUGACAGACGGGGUGGAGAGACUUUCUCUCAAGGCUGGACCAGGAAUAGAAGGUGUGUCAGCUCAAGUUGUCUUCUCAUCUCACCAUACUGCCUCAAUGGCAAAGAGGAUGCUUGUCGAAGCGUUCCAGAAGCAGUAUGGCUUAAACAUCUCCAUCAAGUGGAUGUCUUUGAUCAAACCACGCACAGAUGACAUGCACCCUCUUCAAAAGCGCGCAAGCCCUGUGGCGUCGUCCCUGAAGCUUCCGUGCAACAUUGUCAACCCCCCACACAUCUUGGCCGCGCCUCCUCGCCUGCAAUACCCUCUGUCCUCCGUUCCUCCUGAUUUCUGCAAAGCAGUGGGAGGACCCACUGCCUCAAAAACCGACGUGUCCGUCCUGUCGGUGUCUGCAGCAAUGGUGCUUCAGAAGAUGUGCGUGGCCACUGGUGUUGGCCUGCCACAAAUUGACUUUUAUUGGAGCCACGCAGGGCCUAAUGGCUUUAUCAGCUUGACCUACAAAGUGCAUAUCCCUGGUCUAGCCACUAUCUUCAGAGGGCGUGUCAUGGUCUUACCAGGUCCCACAGCCGCUACCACCCUGGAGAGAGCUCAGGAGGCUGCAGCUCAGCAAAUCUUGAACAGCAUGCAGUUGUCUUGCUAAAAACUUUAUUUUUUUCAACAAAAAAAAAACAGCUUUCAUCUUCUGUGUGGUUUGUUUGUGCAUGCUUUUAAUUUGUAGGAGUGUUUUGACUUGUUUGUUAUUGUUUCU
Molecule: messenger RNA, 1238 nt
Organism: Dunckerocampus dactyliophorus (ringed pipefish)
Lineage: Eukaryota; Metazoa; Chordata; Actinopteri; Syngnathiformes; Syngnathidae
Gene: dnd1
Product: DND microRNA-mediated repression inhibitor 1
Exons: 5
Coding region: 36-1130 (364 amino acids)
Biological process (GO): mRNA stabilization; negative regulation of miRNA-mediated gene silencing
Cellular component (GO): nucleus; cytoplasm
Molecular function (GO): mRNA binding
Source: RefSeq, a predicted model, not a curated record